This is a messenger RNA of Eruca vesicaria subsp. sativa (arugula), 385 nucleotides long. Lineage: Eukaryota; Viridiplantae; Streptophyta; Magnoliopsida; Brassicales; Brassicaceae. The record is from the annotation of a GenBank genome assembly.
AUGAUGAUGAACAAAGGUGUUCUAGGUUCGAUUCUGUUCUUCAUGUUGGUUGGUUUGGUUCUUGUUGAGACUCGUCCGCUUGGUCUAACAAAGACUGAAGAGAAAAGGCUUGUAGCUGGUUUCUUUGAUGGCUUAUCACUUGGUUCGAUCAAAGGCUCAGGUCCGAGUCCAGGCAAGGGUCACAAUUUUGUGGAUCGGAGCAAUACAUUCAAGUUUGAUAAGCACUCCGGUCCAAGCCCAAGCGGACCCGGUCACUAAUUCUUCAAAUCUUUAACCGAGACGGUUUACGAGUUUAUCCACGUCUAGGUCCAAAACAUUAUUUCAUUUUUAUACUUAGAAAGAAGAGAGGGGAAAAAUCAAGAAGAGAAUGUCUUAUUGUUUUUCU